Messenger RNA from Brassica napus (rape), 645 nucleotides. Its product is annotated as uroporphyrinogen decarboxylase 1, chloroplastic-like. Gene Ontology annotation, biological process: porphyrin-containing compound biosynthetic process. The record is from RefSeq and is a predicted model, not a curated record. The transcript has 4 exons. NCBI's taxonomy places the organism in Eukaryota, Viridiplantae, Streptophyta, Magnoliopsida, Brassicales, Brassicaceae. Gene Ontology annotation, molecular function: uroporphyrinogen decarboxylase activity. Bases 1 to 645 code for a protein of 214 amino acids.
AUGUCAUUUAUCUUCUCUGGCAUCCUCACUCCUAUACCUGCCUUCGGUUUCCUGUUUGACAAUGAAGAAGUUAAAGGCCCUGUGAUCCAGUAUCUCAUCAGACCUGAAGAAUGUUUAAAGAAAUUUCAUCCAAUUGAUCUUGAGAAACUUCAGUUCAUUGGAGACUCUCUCAACAUUCUGAGACAAGAGGUCGAGGAACAUGCUAAGCUCACUGCAUUCAAAUAUUCGAUUCAUCGGGGUGGACAGUUGACUCCCGAGAUGUGGGAGCCUUGGAUCAAAGAGAGAAGAUAUUCAGACACGCCUAUUGUUUUCUACACAAAAUGGAAACAUGGGUCUUCUUCAGCAGAUGUUAUUGGACUUGACUGGACUGUAGAUAUGGCUGAUGGAAAGAGGCGACUGGGGAGCAGUGUUAGAGACUUAAGAGUCCAUGGAAAUGUUGAUCCAUCUAACCUAUUAUCUCUGAUUCCUGCUUUAACUGAAGAGAUUUAUAGGUGGAUAGUUUACUUUGUUGAGCUGAAGAGUAGUGAAGAUUACUGGACCUAUCUUCACGGCAUAUACUCAAACCUAGGACACGGUGUCUUGGUAGGGACGCCAGAGGAAGCCCUGGCUCAUUUCUUUGAAACUGCGAGGAGCUUGGCUUACUAA